AUGAGGAAAGACGACAGAAUCAAGUUCAACCUUUUUUUCACAGAUCUUGUAAAAGUUCUAAAACAGAUAGAUACUUACCAGGUACUCUCGAUCAAAUUACCAAAAAAUGAUAAGUUUUUCGAAAAUGAUCCAAAGCAAAUAACAAGUAAUUUCCUGAACUUUUUGGAUUUGACCGGAAACGACUUUACGGGGGAUGCCAGCAUUAUACACAAAUUCGACUCUGCCGAGUACGAAUCCAUCUACCAAAUUUACCAUGACAUAAAGAUUGCAGCGUUGAUUGCUUAUUUGAGUAAAAACUCAGAAGCGGAUCAUUUUCAAGUUGAUCAUUUUUAUCGAAUUGCCGUAGAGCUUUUGUUGAAGGAAAGCUUACGAUUUGAUAGUACAGUGGUGCUACAAGAGAAAGAAACAAGAAAAUCUUUUCGCAAUGAAAACAAACAGAAAGCAAAUAAACUGGAGACAGAAAUUGAGGAUGAUACUAGAACAAGUUUGAGAAAGGCCAUUGUUCGCGACUUCGACUUGAUUACCACUUCCUAUAUCAACAGGUCGGGAGAUGCGCUUUUGUUAACUGCUGCUAAUGGUGUUCCUCUCUUCUCCUCAUUGAACAAGCGCAUCUCUGAGUUGGACGACAGAAAGCCGAACUUCGAUGAUGACGUGCCGGUUGAAACCUUGACAGUUGUUCCAAGUCUAUUAGGAGCGAAAAUGGAAAGUUUAUCUCAUUUAUGUCAGACACUGCUCAGCCACCAAGCUCUGCCAACUGAGAUCCUUUCGCAAAGUUUUCAUCCAAAUUGGUACGACUUCCCUGUUUCUCAGUGGAUCAAGCAUGGAAAUAACGAGGAGGCUUUUUCCUUUGCACCAAUGUAUGAUGAAAGUCCGUCUAUUAUCUCCAAUGAGUGGAAAGGUCUCAUUUGGCUACAGCACUAUGGCUUCAAAAGAACAUUGCAGAUAAAAAAACAACUUGAGAAAGUGCAGAAUGAAAACGAAGUUGAUGCCAAAGACUCCGCAGGAUCUUUAUUCGGUGCAAACGGCGCAGAAUUAUCACAGAAUUCAACUGUGCAGGAUGUCAUGAAGGCAGAACCAGAAGCAUCUUUUGAAGUUAGUACUCCCGCUGACGAGGAAAAGCACGAUUACACUCAAAAUGGUGUAGAGGAAGCUCGUGAGGAAGAGACUGAACUAGAAUCAGAACCAAUAGACUUAGAAAAAGUGGUCCAAUGGAAUGCCGGAAACGUAAUUGAUGAAGUCGAACAGCAAGCUGUCAGUGACAAUUGUGCCCAAAAAACGGUCACUAAACUUCUAUUAGAGUUGAAUCAAUUGAGACGUGAACGUUAUAAAAGCAACACAUCCAGUGAAAGGAAGUCGUUCAAGCCGACUAAGAGUGAAAUUCUUAAAUUUCACCAGCUGAAGCGCAUGAUUACGGGAAUAAUAAAGCACAAAAAUAUUGAACCACAGAGCUUACAAAUAGAGAUUAGUUCUAAAAUCCCGGUCCUACAACAGAAUUACAACGGUUCGUUACCAUCCUCAAUGAUGAGCGAUGCCCACAAUUCGCAAGCCGUGCAGAUAGCAACUUACAACAGACCACUGAAAAGGCGCCGGUGA
This is a messenger RNA of Ogataea haglerorum, 1593 nucleotides long. RefSeq lists its product as uncharacterized. The coding region runs from base 1 to 1593 and encodes 530 amino acids. The record is from RefSeq and is a predicted model, not a curated record. NCBI's taxonomy places the organism in Eukaryota, Fungi, Ascomycota, Pichiomycetes, Pichiales, Pichiaceae. The transcript has a single exon.